AGAGGGAGAAAAAAACAGCACCUUCCCUACUGCAUUGUAAUAAUAUAUUAUUACUCUGUGAGAAAUACUUCUAGAAUAACUGGAGAGUUAGAGAUACUUGUUGAAAGCCAGGGAUACGACUGACUGAAUAUCUCAUAGCAACUUUGGAGGCAUUAAGUACAAUGGAUUGAAUACUGCCUCUUGAAUCUAUUGUAGCAUCUGCCAAAACCAGAUGAGAAUUUCAUUCUUUAAAAUACAUCAGCUGGUAAAUACAUAACUCAAUAUUUUGUCAGAUACCAAAAAGGAAUUUGCAGAAGAUGAAUGACACAGUAUGUGGAAAAUAAAAUUGCAAAUGGCAUUUAAAUACUGCAGAUUUAAAUAGCAUGUCUGCGAGGUAGAGUUCAGUGCUAAUUCUGCGUGCUUUUACUGAAAUGGUACCACUUUACCAAGAAGCUAAAUUUGUCUGUUAUUUCUUCGUACUUGUUUUUGUUUGUUUCUUUUUGAUAUAUAUGUUGACCAUGUGAACAUUAUGUUCUUCUUGGCAUUUUUGUUCUGUGGGCAACCACAGGAAAGCUGUACUCUGCAAAUAAAAUCUUCAUUAUUAUUUAUUUUUAGUUGAUUAAAGAGAAAAAUCAAGCCAAAGAAUGGUAUUGCUGUUCUUUGUGGGAGGCUGCAGCUACUUUUUCAUAUCUCAGUUAGUAGCAUAAGAUGUUUUCUCUCAUGUUGUUUAUUGUUUACCCAAUUGAAACACUAGCAAAUCUGUCGUCUCAUUAAUCAAUUAUGUUUCAACUCAGAGGAGCUUCAAUUGUCAGUAAUAUAUAUUGUUAACAACAAGCAGUUGUUGAUACAGCCUGCAGUGAGAAUGACUUUUCUUGCCAGUAGGAAGCUCAACUCUAGAUGUUGUCCAGCUGCAGUAGUGUAAAAGGGGCUGUCCUAUCGAGCAGUAUUUUUGUGCUGGUGUAUUUUUUUGUUGCUUUUUUGAUGUUUAUGUGAGAAAUGUUUAGCUGUAACAUUAGGCAGCUUUCAGUUUCAACGGAACAACUUGCUUAGAAACACAUAACCUGCAUAUAACUUCAAAAAUAUGUGCUUCUAACUUAUUGUGGUUGCCUUGCACGUUCUUCUGCUGCGUUCCAGUUUUAGCAUGCGCUGAAAGUCUGUGUUUCCUGCUGCUGAGUCUUUAGAGACUGUCUGAAGAGAGCACUAAAAAAUUUACUUUGUAAGUGCUGAAGCGUGAGACUAAGCCACGUUUAUGCAGUGUGGGUGGACAGCUGCAGCCAGGUUAUCUGUGUGCCUGCUCAGCUGCACUGGCAGAGUCUGUCCUGCUUGAGUACCACAGCUGCUGUGCUCCCCGUGCCUGGGAAGAGGGGGGAGGGUAAGUGCCAGGAGGAUGAGGGCACAAGCUGCUGUGUGCUGCUUGCUGCCUUCUCUCUUCUUAACUUCCCUACCAGUGCUAGCACAGAUGAGGGCGAGGGAUGUCUCCCAUGAGCAGAAGCAGAAAAGGUACCCUGCUGCUAUGGUGCAGUGUGCAGUGCAGCACUGUGCGUGUUGUCUUGGGGAGCUGAGCUCACUGAAGACAAGUUCCUGAUUUCAGCUACCCCUGGCUCUGGGACUCCUUUUAUAUGGAGUCCACAGGAUCAUAUAGCGUGCAUUUGGAGUGUGGAAAACUUGUUUCUAAGUUGUGAUAUGUCUCCCUGAGAGCCAGAUAGACUAAGAUACAAUGAUAUGAGAAUAAGUAUUUUAGCUAAUGCUGGUUUCUUUCUAUCCUUCAUUCCAUAGAUGAGAGAAAUGUGAAGGGCUGGAGUAUCCAAAAGAUUGCAUUCUCUGGGUUCUUUAGUGAAGUUGUGUGUAGGCUUUUUUUUUUCCUUGUCCUAUUUGUUUAGUGGCACAUUGUAAUGUAUAUACAGAAUCUCUUGAAAAAAAAUUGAAUUUCUUCUGGAUGUGACUUCCCAGAGGUCUGUGUGUGCCAUUACAUUGGCCAGUGGAAUGAAAAGGAAAUUCCACACAGACACAGAUUAAUACCAUGUAUUUAUAUCUGUUUACUUAGAGUCUAUUGUCUUCAAAAAAAAAUAAUGGCAGUACUUAUUAAAAUGAACACUCAGCAGCUAUCUGUAUUUGGAUACUCAGAAUGGCUUAUUUCAUGCAUGAGUCAACAUAAGCAUUUGAAAACAUGUUUUGGAUAUCCUUCCUACACAGUUAAUGAAUUAGAGAAUUUUGGAGUUAAUUAGUAGGAGCCAGGAGAAGGCAGCUGAGGUGCUAUUGCUUCCACUUACCUGGCAUACAGAGCUGCUAACACUUGUCCAGACUUUUUAGUCUGAGCAGUGUGUUGGCCUAACUCCUUGUAAACUUCAAACAAGUGCAUUUUAUUUGCAUUAUGUGGGAACAUUCAAGUCUGUUGAAAUUACUGGGUAUUUUUUUGGGGGGGGGAGAGAGGAGGGAUGGAUUUCUUUUUCAUUUGGCUGAGUUUGUUUGCUUUGUUAUCGUUCCUCUCUCUGCCCGCAGGUAACAUCAUGGUGCUGUGGUCAACUUGCAGAACAUCAGUACUUAAAUCCGUAACAAACCGAUUCAUUAAGAAUUUGGCCUGCUCGGGUAUUUGUGCCAGCCUAGUCUGCGUGCCUUUUGACAUUGUUCUUAGUGCCAGUCCACACUGCUGCUGGUGGAUCUACACGAUGCUCUUCUGCAAAAUUGCCAAGUUUCUGCACAAAGUCUUCUGCUCAGUGACCAUCCUUAGUUUUCCAGCCAUUGCUCUUGACAGAUACUACUCUGUUUUAUAUCCUCUGGAAAGAAAAAUAACUGAUGCAAAAUCCCGAGACCUGGUUAUCUACAUCUGGACCCAUGCAAUAGUGGCCAGCAUUCCGGUAUUUGCUGUGACCAAUGUGUCUGAUAUUUAUGCCAUGUCCACCUGCUCUGAAUCCUGGAGUUACUCCCUUGGCCACUUGAUCUACGUUGUCAUCUAUAACAUCACCACUGUGAUUGUACCGGUGGCUGUGGUAUUUCUCUUCAUGAUUCUUAUUCGCAGGGCACUGAGUGCCAGCCAGAAGAAAAAAGUCAUCAUAGCUGCCUUAAGGACCCCUCAGAAUACAAUUUCAAUCCCUUAUGCCUCCCAGCGAGAAGCUGAGCUUCAUGCCAUGCUGCUUUCUAUGGUUGUGAUAUUUAUUUUCUGCAGCAUCCCCUAUGUGACUCUGGUGAUUUACCGUACCAUACUCAAUGUUUCAGAUAUUUCGGUCUUUUUGCUUCUCACUGCUGUUUGGUUGCCCAAGGUCUCUUUGUUAGCCAAUCCUUUGUUAUUUUUAACUGUUAACAAAUCUGUACGAAAGUGCUUAGUUGGGAUGAUAGUACAGCUGCACCAGAGGUACAGCAGGAGAAACAUUGUCAGCUCAGGUGGUGUUGCAGAUGCUAAUCUGGAGCCCAGUGCCCGUUCAGGGAGCCAGCUUCUGGAGAUGUUUCAUAUUGGGCAGCAACAAAUCUUCAAGCCAACAGAAGAUGAGGAGAAUGAAACCAAAUCUGUUGGCUCUAGUGACUUUCAGCAGAAACAAAUUCCUGUCACCAGUUCAGAGAUAGGAGAGACUUCGAUUCACAAAUUUAUACCACAGACAGUUGCAGACUCUGCAGCUCAGGUGGCACCAGCUGUGCCUGCAGAAACUGAUAUGGGAAAUGACAAGUAUUCCAUGAAGUUUGGCUUUGGACCCUUUGAGCUGCCUCCACAGUGGCUGUCAGAAAGUCGGAACAGUAAGAAGCGACUCCUGCCUCCUUUGGGGAAUACCCCUGAAGAGCUAAUCCAGACAAAGCAGCCAAAGUGUAAAGCAGAAAGAAAAAUUAGCAGAAAUAAUAAAGUCAGUAUCUUUCCCAAGGUGGAUUCUUAGGAGGAAUAAGAGCUUUAAGUGACCGACAAAGGUCACCUAAAUUUAUGUGUGAUCCCAUGGAUCUUUGCUGUGCUGAAAUCUGUUACAGGCUGAUUUUUUUUUUUUGUGUGUGUGUGUGUGUGUGUGUGCUUGUGUGCCAAGUAUAAUUAAACAACAGAGAAACAUGCAUACAGGUGUUCUUUAUUUAUAUGGUUUUGUGAAAGUAAUAUAUUGAAAGAUCAUGAUUCUUAUUUUUAUUUGUGAAAUACCUAUGAUAAUACAUUCCUGAUGAGCUUUCAGAAAGUACAUGUAGCUUUGGGAACAGUUUACUUAUGGCUGAUGUAUGGAAAUAUGGCAGUCAGUUUGCUGGGAACCUUCUUAUAUUAAGAUGGACUGGAUAUUGAAGAAGCUUAAUAGGAAAGGCUAUAGAGAGCACGAGAGGAUGCAAGAUGUAAGAUCUAACCUCACGUUAGCAGACACAGCAAGCUUCUGCACAUUUCAUUAAUGAAGUAAGGAGAACUAUAAAGUAUAUCUUUUAAGCCAGUUUCUGAAAUCAGUAUUAAAAGUAAAACUUGCUGGACUCUUGUUAUUUAGCAAGUAUCUGCUAAACUACACCUUUUUAAAACUUAAACCAAUAUUUUCUGUGUUUAAAAUUUUAGCAGAGCCAAGGAUACCAAAAUUGUCUUGUGUGUCACAAACCCAAGGAUGACGGAUUCAGAAAUCGAUUUCUUUUUUAAAAAACGUUCUUGUAGUUCUAAGUAGAAACUGUACUGGAGACAAUGCUAGACAAACCCUGACCUCAGUAAACAAGAAUGUAUAUGCCAAGGGCAUAAAUGUAACGUUUUGAUCUUAUGAUAAAGGGUACAUACAAAUGUCCCAACAGUAUUAUGUAAGUAUUGUGUAUAUAAGCAAAGGAUUGCCCUUAAAAUUCACUCCUAUCUAUUGGUUCACUCAGCUUUUUUUUUAUGGGAAAGGUAGCAAAUGGAAGAAAAGAGUUGGAAUUGCUUACAGACUUGUACUGAAUUGUUGAGUGAGGAAGCUGAUUAUGGACCCCAAAAGGCAAGGUUUGCUAAUGCUGUGGCUCAGUAUUGUUAGUGAGGUUUUCCUUUUACCUUCAUCAACAUAAAUACCAGUAUCAUAUUCCACUUGUUUCAAAGACUCAAUCAAUCUGUGUCUGAACAUGAGACCUCUGAAUCUGGUGCCUAAUUUUUUAUCAAAUCAGAGUCAACCGUCCCUGGUCUCAGCACACCAGCCGUCCUUUGAGAGAUCUCUGUUUGCAUCCUUCUGCAGCUCAUCCUCCCAAGCUUAUAAUUUCCUCGGUACUGUGCGAAUUUCAAAUGUACCUGUCUGUUAGAUGACUAGGAAACUAUUGUCACCCCAGCUGUAAUCCUUUGGUCAGUUGGAAGUAGUUGUUCCUUCUUUUCUUAUUUGUAUUCACUGUUGACUCUGGGUGAGAAAAACUGAAAAACACAAGUGACACCCAGCACUCCUCAUGAUUCUUCUGUAGUGUAGCCCUUUGGUGUAUGCUGGAUCUUUACCUGUCAUUAUUGCCUGUUGGGAAAGUAUUUUUCUUUAAAGAAUGCUUUUUGAAAGGACAAGGUGAAUCGUCUUGCUGAAUUCACAGUAAUUUGCCAAAUCCAAUUGAUUACUGUUAGAAGUGUGGGAAAAAUUGUGCUAAGGCAGAAUUUGUAGAGGUGCAUAUUCUUCCUUUGAAGAGUAGGAGCAAGUCAGCUGCUUCUGCUAGCUUUGAGGUGAUGGAUUUCUAUAAGACACACAAAGCAAAUGUUUUAAUUAAAAAAAUAAAAAUAAAAAAUCUCAA
Meleagris gallopavo (turkey) is the source of this 5637-nucleotide messenger RNA. The record is from RefSeq and is a predicted model, not a curated record. NCBI's taxonomy places the organism in Eukaryota, Metazoa, Chordata, Aves, Galliformes, Phasianidae.